Molecule: messenger RNA, 771 nt
Organism: Exophiala bonariae
Lineage: Eukaryota; Fungi; Ascomycota; Eurotiomycetes; Chaetothyriales; Herpotrichiellaceae
Exons: 2
Coding region: 1-771 (256 amino acids)
Molecular function (GO): lyase activity
Source: RefSeq, a predicted model, not a curated record
AUGCCAUUUGUUGCGCGACCUGAUCAGGUGGCAGCCUUCCAGAAGGCAUGUAGCCAACCCAGCUAUUCCCAAGAAGCGCUCAAUGUUGAGUUCACAACUACCACCGAAUUUGACAGAAGUGUACUCCCUCCUCACCUCGAACCUACUGAUCAGGCAAAAGGAUUGAUCAACAUCUCAACCUGGCAGAGCAAUGUCUGCGGAGAUUUUGAGCUUUCUUCUGUCUUGGUUCAAUGUAAGGAGGGGGAGAAAGAAGGCUAUUGGGUGAUCAAUCUGAUCGUCAGUGAAGGUCAUGCAAUCACUUGGGGUAGGGAAACUUGGGGUGAAGGAACCAGACUUAUCGAGAUUGACGCCGAGUUGACAGAAUGGCUUGAGCCAAACGCCACUGAAUGGUAUAGCUUUGAAGUCAAAGCAUUUCCAGACAGUCGUGGACUCGGUAUGCAUAGUGAUCCACUGGCUAUCACGUUGAAGGUGGUGGAACAAAAUGUAAAACGAGCAUCAGGAAAAGUGAAGCUGACACUCAGAGGAACUGAGAGUGAUCCACUUCAUACCAUCCCCAUCACCUCUAUCUCGGAUGUCUUCUAUAUCAGUGGUGAGACCAAAUGGACGGUAGAUGACGAACGACCAUUGAAAGGCGGUGACGCCUACUUGCCAUUUCUUGUUGGCCGACAUUACGACGUGAUCUCUGACUUCCACGUUGGAUCUGGCUUUCCGAGCCACAUGGAGACACAUGAGUCUAGUGACAAGACUGAAACUCGAUUAUUUCGGAGCUGA